Molecule: messenger RNA, 2764 nt
Organism: Miniopterus natalensis
Lineage: Eukaryota; Metazoa; Chordata; Mammalia; Chiroptera; Miniopteridae
Gene: PAAF1
Product: proteasomal ATPase associated factor 1
Molecular function (GO): protein binding
Source: RefSeq, a predicted model, not a curated record
CGGGAAAGAGCGGAAGAGGCGGGCUGGUGGAGGCGGGGGUCAAGAUGGCGGCGCCUUUGAGAAUUCAGAGCGACUGGGCCCAUUCUCUCAGGAAGGAUGAAGGGGAGGCCUGGCUGAGCUGUCACCCUCCAGGGAAACCAACUUUGUAUGGCAGCCUAACUUGUCAAGGAAUUGGCCUUGAUGGCAUCCCAGAGAUUACAGCUUCGGAAGGAUUUAUCGUGAAUGAAAUAAACAAGAAAAGCAUUCAUAUUUCAUGUCCAAAGGAAAAUACAUCUUCGAAGUUUUUGGCACCAUACACUACUUUUUCCAGAAUUCAUACAAAGAGUAUAACAUGCCUGGACAUUUCCAGUGGAGGAGGCCUUGGUGUGUCUUCUAGUGCUGAUGGAAGCAUGAAAGUCUGGCAGGCUUCCAAUGGCGAGCUCAGAAGAGUAUUGGAAGGACAUGUGUUUGAUGUGAAUUGUUGCAGGUUUUUCCCAUCAGGCCUUGUGGUUCUGAGUGGGGGAAUGGAUGCCCAGCUGAAGAUUUGGUCAGCUGAAGAUGCUAACUGCGUGGUGACCUUCAAAGGUCACAAAGGAGGUAUCCUAGACACGGCCAUUGUUGAUCGGGGGAGGAAUGUGGUAUCUGGUUCUCGAGAUGGAACAGCGCGACUUUGGGAUUGUGGGCGCUCAGCCUGCCUGGGAGUCAUUGCAGACUGUGGUUCUUCCAUCAAUGGAGUGGCUGUGGGUGCUGCUGACAACUCCAUCAAUCUCGGCUCCCCUGAGCAGGUGCCCAGUGAACGGGAGGUUGGAACAGAAUCGAAGAUGCUGCUGUUGGCCCGGGAAGAUAAGAAGCUUCAGUGCUUGGGACUACAAAGCAGGCAGCCGGUGUUCCUCUUUACUGGCUCAGAUGCCUUCAACUGCUGUACUUUUCUCUCUGGCUUCUUGCUGCUGGCUGGGACUCAGGAUGGAAACAUUUAUCAGCUGGAUGUGAGGAGUCCAAGGGCCCCAGUACAAGUCAUCCACAGAUCAGGAGCACCAGUUCUCUCCUUGCUGAGAUUCAGAGACGGAUUUAUUGCUAGCCAAGGUGAUGGAAGCUGUUUCAUUGUCCAGCAAGACUUAGACUAUGUCAUUGAGCUCACUGGAGCUGACUGUGACCCUGUGUACAAGGCAGCCACAUGGGAGAAGCAGAUCUACACAUGCUGUCGAGAUGGUCUUGUGCGGCGCUAUCAGCUCUCUGACCUCUGAUUCCUUGGAAAGAGGAGUCCCAGUUAAUGAAAAUGAUUGACCAUGAUCAACAAUGAGCAGAAACAUCAUCCGUCCUUCCCAAGGACCAUGUUCUUUAGUGUACUGGGCAUCUUCUAGAAGUCACAUAAAGUCAGCUGCAUUGGCUGUGUAUAACUAUCAUUCCAUAGCAAGACUUACUUUGAACUGAGUAAGAAGCUCACAUGUGCUCACUGCAAGGAGUUUAUCCUCUUUGUAUAAACUCACCCCAGCAACAAAAGGCAAGCUUAUGGACUGCUUACAGUUUGAUCGCACACCUGUUGUGUUAAAUGUUUACAGGACCAGAGGAUUAAAGCCUGUUUUCUGAAGGAAAUAAAAUAUGUUAGGAGGAGUCUGAGUUAGAAAAACUUUGUUAAAUACUCUUAUUCUAGCAAAAAGUCAGUUAAGCUGUUGGAACUCUUUUCUCAGGUGCUUCCUGUUGGCCUGGCCAUAGAGGAGGACUGUUGACAUUAGCAGUAAAUAUCCCAUAAGCAGCAACCUGGGAAAGAUUUUUAUACAGGUAGGAUAACUAACCAUCCUAGUUUUCCUUGGACUGAGGGGUUUUCUCCUACAUGUAACUUUCAGUCCCAGGCAAACCGACAUGGUUUGUCAGCCUACAUACAGGUCAUGAAGUUGAAUCAUAUUAUUGUAAAGGCAGUAGCUAUCAAAGUGUGGUCCCUGAAAUAGCUGAUCAGUAUCACUGUGGAACUUAGAAAUAGAAAUUCUUGAGCCCCACCUCAGACCUACAUCAGAAAUUCUGUGGGUAGGGCCCACAAUCAAUAUUUUAACAAGCCUUCCAUGAUUCUGAAGCAUGCUGAAGUUCAAGAUCUAGAGAAAGAGAUGGUAAAGGGCACUUUAGUCAUAGGUGGAACGCAGGGCUCAUAGGAUGGCCGGGCUGGUCUGUAGGAGAUGAGGGCUGGAAAGGUUGGCAGAGCCCGAAUAGUAAAGGGGCUUGAAUGCCAGGUAAGGAGCUUGAACUUCACUUGUUUGGCAGUACAGAACCAUGAAGGAAUUGCUAAGCAAGGGUAUGACAUGGUUACUUCUUUUUACUCUAAACAUAAAAAUGGAAUCCUAAUGUAUGUAUUCUACGACUUAUUCUCAUUUAGUAUCUCAUUUCUUUUCAUCUCAGUACAUUUAGACCUUCCUCAUUUUUUUAACAAUUUCCAAUGCACGAAUACCAUUUCAUUCACAGUUUAGAGAUUAUUAAAGAAAAAAUUUCUUGGAACAUGCAACACUUGAGCUGGAUCAUAUAGGCUGAGAUCUGGAAUUUAUUUAGGGAAAGAAGAUAAUUCCUGGCUGGGGGAAUAGUAUGGUUUGCAGAGUUCUUAAAGGUAUAUUCUCAUGUAAUCUUUACUGCUACCUUGUGACAUAUCAGUAGUGAGACUCAGAGAUGAAGUGAUUUGUCAGGGGUCAUGGAGAGCUGGAACUUGAACACAGUUUAUCUUAACUUUAAAUCCCAUUUUUUUCUACCUGCUGCUUUUGCCUAAAUAAAAUUGCAAAAAUAAAGUACUGUAAUUCAUUGAGUA